AUGGGCCUUUCAGCUAAAGAUUGUCUGGAUAUUGUAGGCAGUUUGGCUAAUGAACCAUCUGAAAAAGUGGGCCCCUUGUUUUAUUAUUGUACACGGAUAGAAGAUUUGGAAUAUGAAGAUAUGUUUGGCAAGCCUAUGGUAUGGAUAGGGAUCUACAUUGCAUUAGCAUCCUUAUUUUGUACCCUUGCCAUGGGAGUUGAUUUAUUGCAUGGUUUCCGAAAUAGAAAAUUUUGGUUUCCAUGUAGAUAUUUCACGCUCAAUGCUGCUUCUAUCACGUUGAUAGCCAUAGCCAUGAAACUGCCUAUGGAUCUAAGUAGUUUGUACAAGAAAUCCUUGGAUCAAGCAACCAAGAUAGGAAGCAUGGCCUUCAUGUGCACGAUGAUGGCUAACUUAAUUCCUUCUUUGGCAUUUAUGGAUAAUAAUACACUGCUUGCAAAUGUCACAGGUUUCACUAUUCUUGUUAUCAGUGUCGUUGUAAAUAUAUGCAUUCAAAUUAGUACUGGUGCUAUAAAUGAUCCAGAAAUUCCUGGGGACAUAGCUUACCCUGCCAUUGUCAUGAAUUUCAUGAAUUAUAUAGCACAAAGCUAUGUGGCUAUGUCACUCUGGCUAUUGAUAACGUUGAUUUCUUCGGCUAUAACGAUUCCUGCUUGUAAGAAAAUUUUAGAAAUCAAAUACCAAGAUGCCACAAAAAGAACUUUAGAUGGUCAAGAUAGCUUAGCGUCUACUGUUGAGAAACUAAACCAAUAUUUGAGAAGAUAUUGGGUUAUGGCGGAAAUUGGUAGUCCUCAAACUCUGAUGGCCAUUAACCCGUUAUCAAUUACUUCUGGCAUAACUUGUCUGUAUAGCUUACUCCCGUACAUCCUUAUGAUGAUGUAUGCCAUUGUAUGGGGUAAGUCUCCUCCCGGCGAGGAAUCAGAUUAUAAGUGGUCUAUGUAUUUCAUUGCAAUAACACAGUCCAUUGGAGUAAUAGUGGGUAGUAUUGCUCCAAUAUUGAGAUGUUUUACGAUUGUGAACUUCAACUUAUUCACUAAACAGAAUAAGAAGCAAUUCAUGGUCUUCAAAGUUGAAAAUUACUGGAUUCAAGAGUUGGCUGAGUGGAAAGAAAGUCAUAUACGUUAUUUAUCAACUCGCUCUAGGUCAAGAACUCUCGUCCUUAAUCUGAAAAACAUGUUUCUAGACAUUUGCAUAGGGACUCAGAAGAUAAUUGUCGUAUUAAGCAAAACGAUCGGGCUCGUUCCUGUAGUGCUUCUGAUUUGUGUCAUGUAUUGUUCAUAUUGGUGGAAGUCACACAUGUCAAGGCUGUUAGGGUCACCUAACACCCCAAGAGCUGAUGAAAUAAAUGAAGACCUUCGGAAUUACAUUUUGAAACUUGAAGAUGAGAUCGAGCUUGGUGAAAGAAUGCUCAAACGCAUUUCUAGUUCUAUAGAUCACCUGAUCAAAAAGGCAGAGAAGAAACAACGAAAGAAUCUUUUGAUGCUUCUUGAGAAGUAUAAAGGAUUUAGAGGAGUGCAGAACUUUGACAACGAUCAAGUUCUACCUCUAACUUCCUUUAGACUUGUUAAUUGUUGGAGUUUGCCGGUAGUAACUUUGACAUGCAUUGCCAUUGCUCUCCCUGCUAUUUGCAAGGAAAAAGUUGAUAGCUUGUUCAAAAGUGUGCGCGAAGGUCUUUUGUACACUUAUCUUGUGGAAGAAAGCCUCAAUAAUACUUGUGAAUUUGGAAAUAUCCAAAAGGCAACUAUGAACUUGUGGCACGAGGUCGAACACAAGUCCAUGUGGUUAGAGAAUAGUUUGGAAACAAGUGCUUAUAGAGGGAAAACAUCAAUCGAGAUUCUUCAGUGGUUCGCGGACAAAGGAGAAGAAAUUGUCAAGCAAAUUGAUACUAACAAUGAAGAAGUAAUAAAGAACAAUCCUAAGAACUUAAUUCUUGCCAAUUCGAUGUACCGUAUUACACGAACAAUCUUGCUUAGCUACCAAAGCAACGUCCAACCUAUAAGUGAAGAGGAGUUGUUUGCACUAUUAUCCAGCAUGAUUGCAGACAUACUGUGUGCUUGUUUCACCAACAUACCACGAGUUAUAAUGAGGAAAUGCCAUGGAAGUGCCAUAGAGAAACGGGAUGCUAGUGUUAAGGCCGCUGCUAAGUUGUUUGGUAGCACGAAAGAGAUUGUAAAAAUACUUGACACUUGGGAAGUGCCAAGUAUGGAUCCUGAUAAAAUGGCAUUUAUUGACGAGUGGCAUAUUCAUAUGAAGCAAUCGAUUCCUUAA
Messenger RNA from Erigeron canadensis, 2262 nucleotides. RefSeq lists its product as uncharacterized. The record is from RefSeq and is a predicted model, not a curated record. Lineage: Eukaryota; Viridiplantae; Streptophyta; Magnoliopsida; Asterales; Asteraceae. The coding region runs from base 1 to 2262 and encodes 753 amino acids. The transcript has a single exon.